GUUUAACCAUAUUAUAUCUUCACAUAGUCACCUAACACUUUAGCCUUAUCUCAUACGUUUUUGCUAACUUGCGCUUCCACUUCCACUUCCACUUCCACCUUAUCCCCACUCUUUCACUUCCGUCUGUCACUCUUUCAUGGAUCCUUUAGCAACCACCAUAAUCAAUUAAAUUAAUCACCCUUUUUUAUUUUUCUUCCAUUAUUUUAAUUAUAUAUAUAUAUAUUUAGUUUAAUGGCGGGAAACGAUCAAGUUAAUAUUUGUGAAUCCAAGCGCGUUGUUCCCCUGAAUACAUGGGUUCUCAUGUCUAAUUUCAAGCUAGCUUACAACCUUCUUAGACGUCCAGACGGGACUUUUAACCGACACUUGGCUGAAUUUCUAGACCGUAAAGCCCCUGCAAAUGCGAACCCUGUUGAUGGUGUUUUCUCUUUCGAUAUUGUGAUUGACCGGUCAAUAAACCUGCUCUCUAGAGUGUAUAGACUAGCUACUGAAAGUAAUGGACCGUUAACUACAAGUUUCACACGGUUUGAGAAACCUGUAUCAAAAUCUGAAAUUGUGCCUGUCAUAGUUUUCUUCCAUGGUGGUAGUUUUGCCCAUUCGUCUGCAAAUAGCGCAAUCUAUGACAUUCUUUGUCGCCGUCUUGUGAGUCUUUGUAAGGCGGUUGUGGUUUCUGUGGAUUAUAGGCGUGCCCCCGAAGACCCUUAUCCUAGUGCUUAUGAAGAUGGCUGGACUGCCCUUAAGUGGGUUAACUCGAGGCCAUGGCUGCAGAGUAAAGAUUCAAAAGUUCAUAUCUUUUUGGCUGGAGAUAGCUCUGGUGGUAACAUUGUGCAUCAAGUUGCUUUAAGGGCAGUGACAUCAAAAUCUGAAAUCCAGAUUAUGGGAAAUAUACUGCUGAAUCCAAUGUUUGGUGGAGAAACAAGAUCUGAAUCCGAAAAACGUUUGGAUACCAAGUAUUUCGUGACAAUUAGAGAUAGAGAUUGGUAUUGGAAGGCUUUUCUUCCUGAAGGUGAAGAUAGGGACCAUCCGGCUUGUAACCCGUUUGGUCCAAGGGGAAUUAGUCUUGAAGGGGUUAAGUUUCCCAAGAGUCUGGUUGUGGUUGCUGGUUUAGACCUGAUUCAGGACUGGCAGUUGGCUUAUGCAGAGGGGCUUAAAACAGCCGGUCAAGAUGUGAAACUUUUAUUUCUAGAAAAGGCAACCAUCGGGUUCUACUUGUUGCCCAAUAACGAUCACUUUCAUAUAGUGAUGGAUGAGAUAAGCAACUUUUUUGUAAGAUUGUGUGUUACCCCUGCUACUACUUCCACUACUAAUUUCUGCUGUACCGGAUCUGUGCCUUUGUGGAUUGCAAGAAAAUGUAAGAAGUUAAACUUGUUGCCGCCGAUAAGAGCCAUUCGUAGGUUUGUGUUAUCAAAUCGUAAAGUUCAAGACUUUCCAACUUCUGGAUUCAAAGGGGAGGAAGACAUGAAACCAUGAAUCAUACGAAUCCAGUUUUAGCAUAUGUUUUAUUCCUGAGGUCUUAAGCAUAUAUUGUAACUGGUAGCUUUGUUAUUUUCUAUCUAGUUUUAGCAUUUGUGGUUUUGAGGAUGGGAAUGAAUCCUGUAUUGUGUGUAUACAUAAUGUAAGAGCCACAUUAUCUAUGUACAAAGUAUAUAUGUUUGCUUUCAUUUCA
Erigeron canadensis is the source of this 1663-nucleotide messenger RNA. RefSeq names its product gibberellin receptor GID1C-like. Gene Ontology annotation, molecular function: gibberellin binding; hydrolase activity. The coding region runs from base 232 to 1467 and encodes 411 amino acids. The transcript has 3 exons. Lineage: Eukaryota; Viridiplantae; Streptophyta; Magnoliopsida; Asterales; Asteraceae. Gene Ontology annotation, biological process: floral organ morphogenesis; raffinose family oligosaccharide biosynthetic process; positive regulation of gibberellic acid mediated signaling pathway. Gene Ontology annotation, cellular component: cytoplasm; nucleus. The record is from RefSeq and is a predicted model, not a curated record.